AUGGCUGCCAUAGGCUCUGAAAUUUCUGCCGACCUUUUCCAUUUGCCUAUUCUGGCACGGAGUAUCCAGGCGUUACGAGACAAUGUAACUCGGUUUAUUGUGGCUGCUGGGCCCUACAAUGAUACCCAAGUGCAGGCAUUCUUGGCACAUCUCCAUUCUGCAUCGAACCCCACAUCCGGUCGCAUGCGUGCUCUCUUUCGAGUUCAAGUGCCUGUGGAGUCUUAUCCUGACAUAGAAGCUGCCUGUGCUACUUUCACACAAGUGUUAUCGCAGGGAUCGUCGUUACCUUGGACGCUCUAUGGGAAAGUCCAUUAUCGUGACCCUUCGUUUGGGUCGACGUUUUCAGGUCAAACAUUUGCCUUUGAGAUGGAAUCCCCUCCCAUGUCGUGUACAUAUGAAGCCUUCGACAUGUCCGAGGCCCCUCUGCAUGCACUGCGUGCGGCAUUGAAUGUGCCAGGCGACUCUACGCUUGAGUGCCUCGGUCUUUGGCCAGUGCCUCCCUUGUAG
Molecule: messenger RNA, 507 nt
Organism: Malassezia pachydermatis
Lineage: Eukaryota; Fungi; Basidiomycota; Malasseziomycetes; Malasseziales; Malasseziaceae
Product: prephenate dehydratase
Exons: 2
Coding region: 1-507 (168 amino acids)
Biological process (GO): L-phenylalanine biosynthetic process
Molecular function (GO): prephenate dehydratase activity
Source: RefSeq, a predicted model, not a curated record